UUAUCUUAAUUCUUUCCUAAAUUCCUCCAAAUUUUCUUUUAGAAUCUAGAGUUAUUAGCAUGGACGUGUUAAUAGCAGCCAAAUGUUUGGAAGCAAUUAUUAUUUAGUGUCCUUUUAAUCAUAGGAAAAAUGUUAAAAAUAAAGUCCUUUCCAUUUUCAUUACUUUUUUUAGCAUACAAGUGUGAUAUUAUUCUUACUUUUUCCCACUGAAAGUCAUUCUGCUGUUGAUCAUGGCAUAUCUGAGUUUGCUUAGCCCGUCUUUGCUUAUUCAACUCCAUCUGUAAAAAGAACUGCUCCUUGAGUGAAUCUGACUGGAAUCAGGUGUGAUAGGGGCAAGAGGUCCCAAUGCCUCAAGAGAAGUAUAUCAGAGAACUCCCUGGUAGCAAUGGACUUCUCAGGUCAGAAAAGCAGAGUUAUAGAAAAUCCCACCGAAGCUCUUUCAGUUGCAGUUGAAGAAGGACUCGCUUGGAGGCCAUCCAUCGGUCCCAGCCAUGGUUUCACCACAAGAUUUUCAGAGAUGAAGCUCAGCGAUUGAUUAUUCAGCAAGGACUUGUGGAUGGGUAAGUUUGAUACUUUUAGUGUUGAGUAGAAUUUGGGUUUGGAUUUUGGAUUUGGUUUGGAUUUUGCCAGUAAAUAAUAAUCAUUUAUUCAGUGAACACCAAGUGUUUUUAAUUUUGGCUUUUCAUAACACAGAAAUGACUUUGUUCUGUAAGAGUGGCUAUCACUGAAUUCUAGCAAUAUCUGUAUAAUACCCAGUACACAGAGUGUGCUUAGUAUUUGUGUAUAAAUUAACAGAGAAGAGAAUAGUAUUCUUUGUUCUUGACUAGGAGCACUAAUGUUAUCCAUUCUGUGCCAAUUCUAGCAUUUUAGAUAGUAAUUCAUGAGAGGAAAAAAAAACUAACCUUGUUUUUGGGAAUCAAUGUUUUAAUUUGAACAAGUAAUUAAUAUGAUUCUUUUAUUUAUUUUUUUUAUUAUUAGUUGUUCAAAACAUUACAAAGCUCUUGACAUAUCAUAUUUCAAACAUUUGAUUCAAGCAGAUUAUGAACUCCCAUUUUUACCCCGUAUACAUAUUGCAGAUUCACAUUGGUUCCACAUCCACUUUUUUACAUAUUCUAAAAUAUGAUUUACAUAUGACAUUAUCCUAUACAUUGUAAUCCUUUUUAGGUAUAAUGCAGGGUAUGUUAAGUAGAAAAUUUUUUCUGAUGUUUUCAAUGUUUGCUUUUAUUUCUGUUUACAUCCCUAUUGCUUUUUCUCUAAAUAUUUACAGCUUAAAAAUGUGAGUCUAUUAAAAGAGUACUUUUUGAUGAUUUUUUUGUGUUAUCUUUUAAUGUGAUACCAUAGAGUACACAAGAGAAGCAUAAAAUAUUUUAUGAGAGAUUUAUAAUCUGAAGGAUUUUCUUCUCACAUUACUCAGUUUCAGGUACUUUAAUACUGCUAAGUUCCUUCCCAAAUGCAGUACAAUGAGAACAUUUUAUUGAGGAUUGGAUGAGAAAUGAAACCAUUGUCAGUUUAAACAACUGGAGAAAGAAUCUUUUAUCUUCAAAGGCUGACUUAAGAUGACGACAAGGGUUUGAGGAGAUUUAAUACUGACAUUUGUGUAAAAAUGCAUCUUCACAUGGAAGAUUAUUAAUAACAAGUCAGCAUUUCAUCAGAGUAUAAAUAAGAAAGGAUUUUAAUAUACUUCUCUGCUUGGAGCGUGGUCAAUUUUUGGAUAUAAAUUUGAACAGUGAUCAGAGUUUCAAUCCAGUGAGGUCAGGAAAAGAGAAAAAUAAGAAAGAGUGAUUUAAAUGUUUUAGAAGAUUAUAAUUCCCUUUAUUUAUGAAUUUGUAACCCGGAGAAAAUAAUUGUACAGAGAAAUCAUGCCUGUUUCUAUUAUUUUGGUAUUCCUUUGGAAAGUUGUGAAGGUGUCAGGUGGUCCACCAGGUGGUAGUAGUGAUCUGCUUGGGAGGGGGAAGAAUUACUGCUUAAUUUUUCCGUGAAAUGCCCUUUGUCCUGUCUCCCAAUGAUGUAAUGUCAGAGUCUCACAAAUAAAGUGGAUAAUUUCAUCAGACAUCUGUGAUGCCUCAGAUUUGGCUGCCUCUUUGCCCAGGCACAGUGAGAUUACUAUUGAAGUCACCAGUGGGGACCAGUUACACAGUGUGUUUGCCAGUAAUUAAUACAAAACUGGCUUUUCACUGCAUUGCCAGUAAAUAAGAAUGCAUACCCGGCAUCCCUUUUCUCUGAGACCGUUAGACCACGUCUUCUUUUUGUAACCUGACAUUAAUAGAGGCUUUUCCACUGCAUUCUUCAAGGUUAAAGUGCAUGUUGGGUAUAUAUUUUUUUAACUUGAAACAUUUUUACUCAAACAUUUAAUAAAAAAUUUUAAGAUGGAUUUUAAGGAUAUAGCAUUUCUUAUUUUCUGCCGUGUAACAGUAGAAGCCAGAAUCAAAAGAAGAGAGCAGACCAAGUAUAGAAAAGGGGGUAAAAAUGAUUUUACUCUAAAUCAUUAUGUCUUAUACACACACACACACACACUCAUCCCUUAUUCGUUCUCAUCCCUUAUUCUUUCUGGUAGUUACAUGGGAAUACCCAAUUUCCCAGUGGAAAAAGGACAACAUGAACUGUUUAUGCCAAUGGAAUGUUUUGCUGGGUAUUGUAAACAAACAAUGUCACAAAUAGACUAUGUACUUAUCAUAUUAAAAUUACAUUAGCAAUGAUGACAGUUUUGUAGUAUGAGAUUAUGUUGUAACAUAUCAUUCACCAAGUUGAAUAAUCAUACACACUGAAUACACAGUUAAGGAGAUCCCAGCUACAGCUUUUAUGAGUACACAUCGUGGGUUUGUUACAUGCUAUGUUUCUAUGAAAUCUGUGAGUAAAUGUAGAAACAUAUUGAAAUUCUUCCUCUCUCUUUUUAGAGUUUUCUUGGUAAGGGGUAGUCAGAGUAAUCCCAAAACUUUCGUCCUGUCAAUGAGUCAUGAACAAAAAAUAAAGUACUUUCGAAUUAUACCACUAAGUAAUUUGUGAUUUCACAUUCGUAUAUUAGAUAUGAUCUUAAUGCAUAAGCUUUUGGAAACUUUGUUUUUCUGUUGUUCCUUUUAUUAAAUAUAAUGUUAGGUUCUUGUGCUUUGACCAGAGUUAAGUUUGACAGAAAUGGUUUUAUGAGCCUGAAUUAAUAUAAGAAAUAGAGGAAUUGUAAAAAUUAAAUUUAUCUUUUUUCCACAAAAUAAGAUUUAGCAAUAUUGUAUAGACUCCAUGCCACCUAUUAUUAAAAGGCAACUAAAGAUUCUUUUUUCUGAGUUCUAACCAUUCCUCAAAAAAAACAUUAUUUAAAAACCCUUUUUCUUCUCUUCUCUCAAAGACAUUUUUUGCUAUUAUUGUUGCUAGUUUUUGUUCAUUUGUUUUAAAUUAUUUGUAUAGAAACUCAGGAACUGUGAAAUUGGUGAACUUUAAAUAAUCCUGGGAACAUUUUUAAAAUAUCUGUGACUCUGUUUUUGGCUGGCACAACUUGCUUUGGGGUUUUUUUUGCUUCUGCUGUUGUGUGUCAGAAUGUGCACAUAUGUACAUAUGUGACGUGCACAUUGGAAUCAGGCAGAGUAAAACAGAUUCAAUCUUCUUUCAGGAAGGUCUUAUUUAAAUUACUAAUGCUUUCCUUCGAAUUGCCUCUUUUUCAAAUCAUCCAAAGGCCAUAUAGAGUACCAACCCUGCUUCUUUGAUUAUUUGAUCAGUGUCCUCAGCAAGUAUGAGUGUUUAAUGCUAGAAGACUUCACCACCAAACAAAAAAAGUCAACUGGCAUUCCAUUAGCAUAAUAUUUUAUUGCUUCAGUGUGGUGAGCCGCUUCUGCCGUUUCUGCAGACUAUGUUCGCCAUUACAAGAUGGCGCUAGCUCCGCUGUGGUCUGUGACAAACAACUCCUUAUUUGGGAGAGUUGGCGCAUGGUUUUUCACCACCCUAUGAGAAAGCUCCACGUGGCAGCUUCGCAUUGGGGCUUGAGAUGCUUUAUUAAGGCUGGGAGGGGCAUCCAAGAGAGAGAAAAAGAAAUAUCAAGGGCCUGAAUAAACUGCUGAAAGAAGAUUCCUGAGUUGCGUCUUCCUUGCGGGCAAGGGGUCGCGACAAGUGGUGCCGAAACCCGGGAACCAGAACUUUCAGCAGUCAGGGGUGGUACACCGGUUAGUCCCAGGUAAGUGGGAUCCGCGACCAAAGCGGGGUUAAUCCCAAUAAGUGGGAUCUGCGACCAAAGCGGGGUUAGUCCCAGGUAAGUGGGAUCCGCGACCAAAGCGGGGCAGCUCCUCUGUAAAGAAAGAGAGAGCAUUACAUUUUAUUGCAGCUGCACUGUGUACUUUCGCUUCUACUUUCGCUUUUGUUUUCUGUGUUUCUUUUGUUGUGUCAUUUCGCUUUUGUUUUUUGUGCUUCUUUUGUUGUUGUGUCAUGGGUGCCGCAUCUUCAAGUCUGCUUCUCCUGGCCCUAGAUGGCCUGUUACGUUCAAAGGGCCUGGAAGUGAAACAUAGUACUUUACAGAGAUUUUUACAGAAGAUAGAUAUCGCUGCACCAUGGUUUGCAUUUUCGGGCAGCCUUACUGUACCUAGUUGGGAUAAAUUAGGCAAAGAUCUUGACUUUGCUUCUGAGCAGGGCAUAUUAGAGGGUGGGGUGAUACCCCUUUGAAAAAUGGUCUGUAGUUGCCUUACAGAUGACAGAUGUCAGGAAGCACUUACUAAAGGACAGGAAGUUCUAGAGCAAUUACAUGAGGAGAAAUCGGAGACGGCAAAAAGUGAGGUGCCUCAGGAGGAUGGGAGUAUGCGGAGCGUGAAACAGGGGAGGAAACAAUUGUCUCCGGCAAGAAGUGAGGUAUCUCAGAAGGAUGGGAGUAUGCAGAGCGUGAAACAGGGGAGGAGACAAUUGUAUCCAGAUCUCAGUACGCUGCACACACCCCCAUGUGAAAGUGGGUCAGAGGAAGAGGAGGAUGAAGAGGAAGAGCUCGGGAGGCUGUCUCGUCAGCUAGAGAGUUUAGCUAUAGGAGAAGGGAACAGAAAUAAACAGGGGCUCAAGAAAAGCGAUCCCCCAGAUCCACCGCCAUAUGGUGGGGGUGUUUCGGGGAGAGCUUUCCAUGCCCAAACAUGGAGGGCUAUUAACGCUGAGAUGGGUCUUGCUUAUCCAGUUUUUCAGGAUGACAAUAGGGGAAGAUUCCAUAAACCCUUAGAUUUUAAAAUUGUGAAGACCCUGGCUGAGUCUGUGCGCACUUAUGGGGUGAAUGCCGCCUUCACACUAACUCAGGUGGAGAGUCUGUCUAGAUACUGCAUGACUCCCUCUGACUGGGCUAGCCUUGUUCGGGCUUGUGUUUCCCUGGGUAAAUAUUUGGACUGGAGAGCAUUUGUGCUAAAGGGCGCAAUAGAGCAGGCCGCCCAAAACCAUGCGGCGGGACACCCCCAUUGGGACAAGGAUAUGCUUUUGGGGCAAGGUAGAUUUGCAAAUCAACAGACAGGAUUUCCUCUUGAGGCAUAUGAUCAAAUUAACAACAUUUACAUUCGGGCAUGGAAGUCGCUUCCAAAUAGAGGAGAGGUAUCUGGUAAUUUGACCAAGAUUCUACAAGGCCCUACAGAACCCUUUUCAGAUUUUGUAGCAAGGAUGGUGGAUGCCGCUAAAAAGAUUUUUGGGGAUCCUGAUAGAGCCAUGCCCCUUAUCAAGCAAUUGGUCUUUGAGCAAUACACCAAGAAAUGUAAAGCGACAAUCACUCCUUAUAAAAAUAAGGGCAUAAAAACAUGGAUGAAAAUAUAUAAAGAGAUCGGAGGACCUUUAACUAAUGCAGGUCUUGCAGCUGCUGUACUUCGGAUUGCCUUUUGCAAUCCUGGUGCCGGAACAUGCUUCCAUUGUGGUCAACCCGGUCAUUUCAGACGUGAAUGUCCCAAAAAAGACAAUUUUACUGGACCUCCUCACGGUGGCCCUUCCAAUGGCCUUCGUCAACCGGGGCUAUGUCCAAAAUGUAAAAAGGGAAAACAUUGGACAAAAGAGUGUAGAUCAGUGAGGGACAUCCAUGGACAGCCUAUUUCAGCUGGGCCAAAAAACGGCCGAAGGGGCCCCCGACCCCAGGGCCCACAAAUAUAUGAGGCAAUGGAGAAUGUCACACCCGAACCCGAGACAUAGCCAUCUCUGCGCCAUCCCAUGAGACGCGGAGAGCCACUACAGGUGCCGCGGGAUUGGACCUCUGUUCCACCUCCAGACUCGUAUUAACACCUAAGAUGGGAGUCCAAUUGGUGGAAACUAAGUUCAAAGGGCCUUUACCACCUGGCACUGUAGGUUUGCUAAUUGGACAUGCAUCCUCUAUCUUACAAGGUCUUCAUGUCUUUCCCGGAGUCAUUAGCCCUGAUACUGUAGGGGCAGUAAAGGUUAUGGUGGAGGCUCCAAGGGGCAUUGUGUCUAUCUCCCCAGGGGAUCGGAUUGCUCAAUUACUAAUUUUGCCUAGCUUACAUAAUCACUUCCCUGCUGACUCAAGGUCACGGACGGGAAGUGAGAUUGGUACCACCGGAGGGAAUUGUGUCUAUUUGUCACUAGAUAUGAGCAAUUGCCCCACUUUGGAAUUAAGCAUAGAAGGUAAAUCUAUUGUGGGAUUGCUGGAUACAGGACCAGACCGUAGUAUCAUAGCCCUUAAGGACUGGUCUAAGGGAUGGCCAGUGCAGACUUCUGAUCAAUCCCUGAGAGGACUUGGAUAUGCCCAAGCCCCUCAAAUCAGCUGUAGACAUCUAUCUUAAAAAGACCCAGAAGGACACAAUGACACCUUUCAGCCUUAUGUACUUGAUUUACCUAUCUCUUUAUGGGGCCGUGAUCUGAUGAAAGACAUGGGGUUCACUCUUAGUAAUGACUAUUCCCCAAUGUCUCAACAAAUUAUGCAAAAUAUGGGGUAUAGGCCAGGUCUAUGACUAGGAAAACACCUACAGGGGCGCAGGCAUCCUAUGCAAGGUCAUCAAAAGCUUAACAGAUUUGGUCUGGGUUUUUCCUAGGGGCCACUGGGGCUCAAAUACCCAUAACAUGGCUCACCGAGGAGCCUGUUUGGGUGCCUCAGUGGCCUCUUCCCUCGGUUAAAUUGGCAGCAGCCCAUGAUCUAGUCAAAGAACAACUUGACUUGGGUCACAUCCAACCUUCUACUUCUCCAUAAAAUACUCCCAUAUUUGUUAUUAAGAAAAAAUCAGGAAAGUGGCGCCUACUGCAUGAUCUACGAGCAGUUAAUGCUCAAAUGCAACUUAUGGGGCCCAUUCAAAGAGGGCUGCCUCUGCUCUCCUCUGUUCCUCAGGGCUGGCAUAUUAUUGCUAUUGACAUUAAAGACUGUUUCUUUUCUAUUCCUUUGCAUCCUAAAGACUCACAGCGUUUUGCCUUCACCGUUCCCUCGUGUAACCACGAGGAACCAGAUCAAAGGUUUGAAUGGGUAAUGUUGCCGCAGGGAAUGGCUAAUAGUCCCAUGAUGUGCUAGAUGUAUGUGGGGAAGGCACUCGCACCUCUCAGACAUAAGUAUUCCUCCAUCAAGAUCAUUCAUUAUAUGGAUGAUGUGUUAUUGGCCGCUAAGUUAGAGCAGACAGUUAAUGAGGCCUAUAAAGAAUUAGUAAAGCUGUUAGCUCAA
This is a messenger RNA of Marmota monax (woodchuck), 7582 nucleotides long. RefSeq names its product igE-binding protein-like. Bases 4642 to 6114 code for a protein of 490 amino acids. The record is from RefSeq and is a predicted model, not a curated record. Gene Ontology annotation, biological process: viral process. Gene Ontology annotation, molecular function: nucleic acid binding; zinc ion binding. The transcript is spliced from 3 exons. Lineage: Eukaryota; Metazoa; Chordata; Mammalia; Rodentia; Sciuridae.